Messenger RNA from Cucumis melo (muskmelon), 1105 nucleotides. Its product is annotated as nuclear transcription factor Y subunit B-1-like. Gene Ontology annotation, molecular function: RNA polymerase II cis-regulatory region sequence-specific DNA binding; protein heterodimerization activity; DNA-binding transcription activator activity, RNA polymerase II-specific. The transcript has 9 exons. Gene Ontology annotation, biological process: regulation of transcription by RNA polymerase II. The record is from RefSeq and is a predicted model, not a curated record. NCBI's taxonomy places the organism in Eukaryota, Viridiplantae, Streptophyta, Magnoliopsida, Cucurbitales, Cucurbitaceae. Gene Ontology annotation, cellular component: nucleus; CCAAT-binding factor complex. The coding region runs from base 97 to 675 and encodes 192 amino acids.
AUCUCAAGUACAAUCCAGAAAGAGAUAAUGGAGAGAGCCGUCUCAGAAGCAUUCCCGAUUGGUUACUUCGUGUAAAAGGUAUCAAGAGAGUUCGACAUGUGUUGGACACAAGACAUGUUGGUCAAACUAAAUAGGUUCUUCUUCUCUCUUUCUCCUAUGGCCGACCCUCCCACCAGUCCUCCUGGCGGCAGCCACGAAAGCGGCGGUGAACAAAGCCCUAACACUGCUGCUGCCGUUCGUGAACAAGAUCGUUUUCUUCCCAUCGCUAAUAUUAGUCGGAUCAUGAAGAAAGCUUUACCUGCUAAUGGAAAGAUCGCUAAAGACGCUAAAGAUACCGUCCAGGAAUGUGUUUCUGAAUUCAUUAGCUUCGUUACUAGCGAGGCGAGUGAUAAGUGUCAGAAAGAGAAGAGGAAGACUAUUAAUGGUGAUGAUUUGCUUUGGGCUAUGGCCACGUUGGGAUUUGAGGAAUAUAUUGAUCCCCUUAAAUCCUACCUUAAUAGAUACAGAGAGUGUGAUGCUAAAGGAUCUUCAAGGGGUGGUGAUGAAUCUGCUAAGAGAGAUGCAGUUGGAGUCUUGUCUGGUCAAAAUUCCCAGCAAUAUAUGCCGCCGGGAGCAUUGGCCUACAUUAACACUCAAGCUAUAUUUGGGGACAAGACUGUAGACGACUGGCAAUGAUAUACGCCGGGCUUGCUAAAACAUUUGACUAUUAAUUUAUGAUGACAUGAUCCGCCUUUGCUAACUUUGAGCUUGAUGGUUUGAAGAACCAGGGUACCUUAAAAAGGUUAUGAGUACAAAUCCUCAUGGCGGCGUGCGUGAAUAAAUGUCUUAUGAGCUCCCUUUUUUGGGUACUAAAAAUUGUGGGGUUUGCACGGUAGCCUUUUGUUAAAAUAAGUGGAAGUCUGUAGAUCGUGUGUGUUUAAAUGGGUUAGAAUGAAAAGCAGUGUUGAAAUGUUAAAUUUUGGCGGGCCUUUGAUUUUUAGCAUUUUUAUGCGUAUUUAAACUUCGACAAGAUCUUCGAAUUGAGGACCAUCUAGUAGAUUGUAAAUUUUAUCUUUUAUUUGAUUGAUAUCUAAACCCUUUCCAACUUCCUGUUUUGGAUCAAAAG